Molecule: messenger RNA, 1101 nt
Organism: Hypomesus transpacificus
Lineage: Eukaryota; Metazoa; Chordata; Actinopteri; Osmeriformes; Osmeridae
Product: putative nuclease HARBI1
Exons: 3
Coding region: 1-990 (329 amino acids)
Source: RefSeq, a predicted model, not a curated record
AUGGCGUCACCGUUCGUAGAAGAACCCGUGGAGCUUGGUGCGCGGAUAGUGAGAGGUGCGCUCAGAAGAGCCAGAACUUUUAGAGACCGGCAGAACCCGUUGGCAUUCCACGAUGACCAUCUUUAUGAAAGAUAUAGAUUUUCAGCUGAGGGAAUGACCUAUCUGUGCCAGCUUCUUGAGCCGUAUGUUGCAAAUGCGACACAUCGAAGCCGUGCGCUCACAGUCCCACAGACUGUAUGCGUAGCGUUGCGGUAUUUCGCAACAGGUACUUUCAUGUACAGUGUGGGUGAUGCGGAGAACAUAAGCAAGAACACGGUCUGCCGCACUAUUCGCAAGGUGGUGCUUGCUUUAACAUACUCGUUAGGCUUCCCAAGGGUGAUUGGGGCAAUAGAUUGCACCCAUAUCCCCAUUGCUGCAUCACUGGGGGAGAAUGAAGGCGACUUUAUAAAUCGCAGGUCAUUCCACAGCAUCAACGUUCAGAUGACUUGUGACCACCAGAGCUUGGUGACCAGCAUUGAGGCAAAGUGGCCUGGGUCAGUCCAUGACUCCCGGAUCUUUAGGGAGUCUGCACUGUGCCACAGACUAGAGCAAGGUAUGGCAAUUGUAAGUAACAUUUUGGCUCUUAGUGGAUUGCUGGUAGGGGACCGAGGGUACGCCUGCCAGCCCUUUUUGAUGACCCCCUAUCCUGACCCCAACACACGGCCACAGACUGCUUUCAAUGUGGCCCUUAGCAGGACAAGGGUUAAGAUAGAGAUGACCUUUGGAAUCCUCAAAGCACGCUUCAAUUGCCUGCGUGGCCUCCGAGUGGCCCCAGACCGGGCUUGUCAAGUGGUGACAGCCUGUGCCGUGCUCCACAAUGUGGCCUCCAUAAGAAGGGAGAGAGCCCCACCUGUCAGCCAGCAACCCCCAGAUGUGGUAGACCCCAUCACCCUCGACUACCCUACUGGCAGGGCCGUGAGAGACGCUAUAACGCGGCAGUUUUUUGUUUAAGGGGAGACAGGCUAAGCCAUUUUUCUUUACAUUUAGUCAUGUAGCGGCAUUCUUUACCUUUUACUUUUCAGUUGGGCUAUUUUGGUUCCAUAGCAUUUGAGCUAUGUAGAU